AUGGAGGGUUUGGUGGUGGACCCUUCGGAGGUCACGGGGGAGGAUUUGGAGGAGGAUCCUUUGGAAGAAGUUCCUCCGGAGGAUACGGCUCUAGAGGUUUCUCCAGUGGUAGUCACGGAAGUUCCUUCGGAGGUCAUGGAGGAGGAUUUGGAGGAGGGUCCUUCGGGGGAGGAUUUGGGGGAAGGUCCUUUGGAGGAGGUUCCUCAGGAGGUUAUGGCUCAAGAGGUGGAUUCUCUAGUGGAGGGCAAUUUGGAGGAGGCUUCUCCGGCGGUCAUGGAGGCGCAUCCUUUGGAGGGAGGAGCUCAUUCUCCAGGGGCGAAAUUACUCUUCGUCUGCAUUGGGGCUGUCCUCUUGGCUGUCUGCCAGGCAGGGGGAGGAGGGGGUGGAUUCGGUGGCGGACAUGGAGGGUUUGGUGGUGGAUCCUUCGGAGGUCACGGGGGAGGAUUCGGGGGAGGGUUCUUUGGAAGAAGUUCCUCCGGAGGAUACGGCUCUAGAGGUUUCUCCAGCGGUGGUCACGGAGGUUCCUUCGGAGGUCAUGGAGGAUCCUUUGGAGAUGGAUCCUUUGGAGGAGGGUCGUUCGGAGGAGGAUUUGGAGGAAGGUCCUUUGGAGGAGGUUCAUCUGGAGGAUACGGCUCUAGAGGUCUCUCCAGUGGUAGUCACGGAAGUUCCUUCGGAGGUCAUGGAGGAGGAUUUGGUGGAGGGUCCCUCGGAGGAGGAUUUGGAGGAAGGUCCUUUGGCGGGCAAUUUGGAGGAGGCUUCUCCGGCGGUCAUGGAGGCGGAUCCUUUGGAGGGAGGAGCUCAUUCUCCAGGGGCGGUGGAUAUGGAAAAUAGAGUUCACUGAAAAGCUGAUAAUAAACAAAAAGUAAUUUCUCAAGAUUAUUUUACA
This is a messenger RNA of Macrobrachium nipponense, 886 nucleotides long. RefSeq lists its product as uncharacterized. The record is from RefSeq and is a predicted model, not a curated record. The coding region runs from base 1 to 831 and encodes 276 amino acids. The transcript is spliced from 2 exons. NCBI's taxonomy places the organism in Eukaryota, Metazoa, Arthropoda, Malacostraca, Decapoda, Palaemonidae.